This is a messenger RNA of Rubroshorea leprosula, 1233 nucleotides long. The record is from the annotation of a GenBank genome assembly. NCBI's taxonomy places the organism in Eukaryota, Viridiplantae, Streptophyta, Magnoliopsida, Malvales, Dipterocarpaceae.
GAAACUGAACAAUCAAAGCCAGAAGGAAGAAAAGAUGAACGUAGAUGAAGAGGUCGGGCGACUCAAGGAAGAGAUCCAAAGACUCGGCAAGAUCCAACCUGAUGGUUCUUACAAGGUAAUACCAUUCUCAUUCUAUCGAAAUCAUCGACAAUUUUCAUUCCAUUUCAAUCUGGAUCUAUCUUGUUACAUAAAUGUUAAUGUUGGAUCUGAGAUCUUCCAUCAAUCUUCAUUCAUGUCUAUGAGAUUGAUGAGAUCUAACUUAAAAAUCUCUUCUUGAAAUGUUCCCAUAAGCUAAAUCAAAGCAGAAAACUCAACAUAUGUAAGAUAUGUACCCGUUACACUGUAGGUUUGUUUCCUUCUUAUGAGAUCUGACACAGCUGAAAGUUCUACAAUAGCAUAAAUGUCAAUUACCUGCUCUGCAAGAACCUCCUUGACUGUGGGCUGUGGGCAGCAGCUUGUGAUUUAUCCAACAUUCUUUCCCAGGAUGCUCUCAGUUUACAAGCAUGAAAGAGAGUGUUAUGCAUCAAAAGAGUUUCAAACCAACACAUCCAUCUUUGAAUCCAAGAUAUAUUAUCUAAAUAUUAUUUUCAUUGUCUACACCUGAAUUUGCAUACCUGUCUCAUCAUUUGUCAUUCACAAAUUUUGGGUGUUCUUUCCUAACCCGCUAAAGGAUAUGGGGCAGCUCCAUUUUGCUUUUGCUUUCAAUUCUGUUUUGAUGACACCUUUUUCGAUUUCUUAUUUCGUGUAUCUACUUUAUGUUGAGCGAGAUAUAUUCACAUGACUUGACUUUGCAUUAGACAAUUAGAUAAAUUCUGAUAUGUGUUCCCUGUUUCUUGUUGAGUGAUGAGUUUCCUUCCGUAAGAUUUGCAUUGUUUCCUGUUUUGAAGGUGACAUUUGGGGUGCUGUUUAAUGAUGAUAAGUGUGCAAACAUCUUUGAAGCGCUGGUUGGGACGUUAAGAGCAGCAAAGAAACGUAAAAUUGUUACGUAUGAGGGCGAGCUACUGCUACAAGGUGUCCAUGAUAAUGUGGAAAUUACACUCAACCCAACACCAUCACCACCAGCUGCAACUACAUAGUACCUAGACUGUGUUUCUGAUUCCAUGAAAGUUUGAUAUUGCAAAGACCAUGUUAUGUUGUUAAUGAUGCCAUUCAAUCUUUGUUGUUUGUAACUUUACCUUUGAACCCUGUUUGCUUCCGAAAAGCUUGUCAGUAAAAUACAUAAUGGUUGGCUAA